Molecule: messenger RNA, 1048 nt
Organism: Seminavis robusta
Lineage: Eukaryota; Bacillariophyta; Bacillariophyceae; Naviculales; Naviculaceae
Source: the annotation of a GenBank genome assembly
AUGAAGUCCUUUGGUUUCUGGAAUGGCCAAUUGAUGUUGUUGGUAUCAACAGGUUUUCUCUUAGCUGCAUGUCACGGGUUUGUUCCGAAUUAUCUUCCAUCCACAACAGUUGUUUCCCACGGCAAUAAACCACCCUCGAGAACGACGAGACUGUAUCAAUCGGAUGACAGCAACGACAAGUCCGCCAAAGUCCGCUUUUCCGGUGCUUCCGAGGCUACCAGUACUUCCAAUCCUAUCGAUUCGGCCAUUUCGCUCCUUUCAUCGGAUGUCGCAUCCAUUGGGCUUGGUUUGGUGGGACUGUGCCUUCUUUCGAUUGAACGAUUGACACUCCCCGAUGCAGCCACGCUGGGAAUUAUGGAUCCCUCGCAAUAUGCCGAACAAUUGGGAGAAGAAACCCGCUCCAAUUUGAUUGCCGUCAUUGCCUGCGGAUCGGUACUGCUCAAUGGAUUGAGCAAACUAGAUGUCACAUCGGCAUUGGCCGAAGAAGUCACACUGGAGGGGGUCGUCGUUUCGGAACCCGUCUGGUUCACAACCACAAGAACCCAAGAAAAUAUCAACAGCAACCAGGAACUCGAUUGGGCCAUGGAAUCCUUUCUAAAGGCCACACCUGCCAAAUCCGUAGCUAUACUACAACAUCAAUCCAGCGAUGAUAGUACCAGUAGUAGUUGGCAAGUCGCAGCCGCCAUGGGCACGCUGCCAGACUUUUCUCCACAAGAACCACCACCUGUACCCGCCACGACGCCCAUACUGGAUCGAUCCAAAAAAUCGGGUGCCGGUGAAACCUACUUGCCAACCUUACAGGCGCUGCCGGGAAAGACCGAAUUCACCUAUUUACCUGCCAACACACAAGGAGUCCUGAUACUACCCAUUCCAAAUAAUGCGGCCGCCAUUGUCUUGGGAUCCAAUUGUGCCAAGAGUUUUACACCACGGGAUGUGGCAUGGUGUCAAACGAUUGCAGGUCGAUUGGGGACGAUAUGAUUCGAAAUAUGAUUGAAUAGCUAGCUAGCCAUUGCUUGUUCUGCAUAGAAUAGUAGAUCGUUUUAUGUGG